Drosophila subobscura is the source of this 554-nucleotide messenger RNA. RefSeq lists its product as uncharacterized. The coding region runs from base 93 to 554 and encodes 153 amino acids. Lineage: Eukaryota; Metazoa; Arthropoda; Insecta; Diptera; Drosophilidae. The transcript has 2 exons. The record is from RefSeq and is a predicted model, not a curated record.
UCUAAUGUUUGGAAGCAAGUCAUUCCAGUCGUGCCUGUCGCAGAGUUCGUAUAUUUUAUUUUUUACUAACAAAUUAAAUAAAAACUAAAAUUAUGGCGGAGCUGCAUCAAAUUGCCAAUGCCCAGCCCGAUGAUGACGACUCUCAAUUGAAAGUGAAGAUUGUAAUUGAAUUGACGGACAAGUCACCCAAGAAACGACGCCCGAAAAAGACCCAUGUGGAGAUUGUACCGGAGCAGCAAGUCCGUCCUUAUAUCGUCCAUCGUUUGGAAACUCAACUCAUGGAUGUCCAGACAGAGCUGCAAGCAAUGAGCGACGGUCUCGAUGCAUUGGAGAACACCGAAGAGAUGCACUCAACCGAAGAGCAAGUUGGUGUUAAUGUUUGCUUAUUUCUCGUCUUGUUGAUUCUGAUCAAUAUUGGCAUAUGGAAUUUCAAGGAUUACAUUUUUGGGAACAGCACCGAGGAGGAACGUUACCAGGCAAAGAUGCGCAAUUCGAGUGCGUCAGUCAAAUGUUGGCUAUUUGUGCUGCGACACCUCCAUGUUCCCAUCAUCUAA